Molecule: messenger RNA, 786 nt
Organism: Symbiodinium natans
Lineage: Eukaryota; Dinophyceae; Suessiales; Symbiodiniaceae
Source: the annotation of a GenBank genome assembly
AUGGAGGAGUGGCAGAAGGAUGCGGCGGCCAUCAAGCUGCAAGCCACCUGGCGCGGAAAGCAGGUCCGCAGCGCAAAAGUCACGGCAGAGGACACCUACACCGUGGUCCUACCUGAGGGGACGCCCAAUGCAGGCUUCACGCCUGCGGCGCUGCCUCCGCUGCCGUCGGUCAAAGUUGCCAAGGUCUCACCGAAUAGCUGGGCUGAGAAGAGUGGCGUGAAGGUCGGAGACAAGUUGCUGAAGGUGGGCGAGCAAAUGGUGUCCAAGAUGGCGAAGGAUGACUUCUUGGCGGCAGUGAAGGAGCGGCGGCCAGUCGAGUUGACGUUCGCACACGCGGUGCACGACUUUUCCAAGGAGCUGGUCUCCGAGGCUGGCGUGGGGGAGCCCUACGUCAUCAAGGAAGGCAGGGCCGGCGGGCAUCGUGAGCAUCCGCCCCCGAUUCUGCCAAGGAGCCGGAGGCGGCCGAGGACCACGCGAAGACGUUGGGUGAGCACUGCACGCACGGCGCGUGACGCUGUGGGUGCGGACAAGCAGGCUGGAGUGCACGGAGCAUUCCACAACCUGAACCAAAAGACCGACCCCGGUGAGGAGCUGGACCACGGCGGCGCCCGGGCCUGCUUUUUGAACGUUUGGGGUGACGUGAGCCAAAUCCAGCACGAUCUCAAAAAGAUUGCGGAAAACAUGAAGGUCCAGAAGCCAGGAAUCAUGGUUGCAGAUGGCGUGGUGAAUGUCAAGUUUGACCACUGGCAGACGCCUGAGGAAUGCCCCUGUCCAUUCAUAGGUUAG